Molecule: messenger RNA, 1489 nt
Organism: Coffea eugenioides
Lineage: Eukaryota; Viridiplantae; Streptophyta; Magnoliopsida; Gentianales; Rubiaceae
Product: 5'-adenylylsulfate reductase-like 4
Exons: 4
Coding region: 181-1146 (321 amino acids)
Source: RefSeq, a predicted model, not a curated record
CUCGCAUGCACCUGGGCUCCUCUCUCCUUUCUCUCUCCCCCUUCAAAAUCUCUUUAGGGUUUCUUUUCUGGGUCUUUCUCUUCCCCAGUAAACCUUAAUAAGUCUUCUUUUUUUGUUCUUUAAUAAUUAUUUUUUCCUUGUAUCUAUUCUGAAUAAUAUUUAGUAUUUUAUUGAUUAAAAAUGGCGAUCUUUAAGGUCUUGGGAGCUGGGUUGACUCUGUUAUUUCUGUUCGGGAGGGUAACGGCCUCGGAUACUAUUAGGGUUCCGUCAGCCUCAUCCUUUUGUCCGUUAAUCUCCAUCAAAGAUUCCAUUUUGGGGUCCCAAGAUCAUGCUGAUGCAUGCCCUGUAGAUGGGAUCGAGCCUUUGCACAUCACUGGAGUAAUUGAGGGGGAUGAGGCCUCAUUGCAGAGGGCACUGAACAUGAUUCAUGGUAAUAAACAUGAUUAUGUUAUUCUGCUCUUCUAUGCAUCUUGGUGUCCUUUCUCUGGAACUUUUAGACCAACCUUUUCCAUCCUAGCUUCCUUGUUUCCCUCGCUUCCUCAUUUUGCAAUUGAAGAAUCAGCUGUCAAGCCGAGCACUCUAUCGAAGUUUGGAGUACAUGGGUUCCCAACAAUUUUCCUUUUGAAUUCUACUCUGCGUGUUCGGUAUCAUGGUUCUCGAACACGUGAGUCUCUCAUCACUUUUUAUGAAGAUGUGACUGGCAUCAAGACAGCAUCAUUGAGCGGAUUAUCUCUGGACAAGAUUGAAUGCUCAUCAGAUCAUCAGAAACACAACAGCAGUGAUCCGGAAAGUUGCCCAUUCCCAUGGGCUAGAUCUCCUGAGAAUUUGCUUCGGCAGGAGACUUAUUUGGCCUUGGCCACUGCAUUUGUGCUUAUGAGGCUGCUCUAUGUCUUUUUCCCAGCCCUGCAUAGAUCCGGCCAGUUAGCCUGGAGAAGGUAUAUUUCAAACACGAGGUUAAGGAAUCUGUGGGAGCACCCGCUGGUGUGCCUCAACCGAGCAAAACAGUUGUUAAAUUCCUUAAAGGAGCCAUGCAAGAGAAGCAAUUUGCAGGAAGGAGCUAUGAAUGCCAAGGCCUGGGCUUCCAAGUCUUUGGCUUCUGUUUCAUUUGGAGAUAGUAGCACUAGCAGGGUUGUACCAGUAAGUUGAAUUGACGGAAUAUUAGUUUGAUAGCAGCUGUUAAAGAGUAUAUAAGGACGGGUUUGCUGGAGUUCGCAAGAGUACUUGUCUUUUAGAAUCAUUUUAGCUGACUUUGUUGAGUUUCCGCCAUGGGGCUUUGUAUUGUCUAAUAGGAAGGAAAGAAAAGGUUUCAUAUUUGACAAAGGAAGCGACCUGCUUCAUUUCAGUGUAUUGUAGAUUAGAAUUUCUUUUCACCAGCUAAGGACAUAAUAAGACAAGCGUUAAAUGUAUGUAUAGCUUCAAAUGGUCAGCCUCUUCUUUUGAACUUAACAAACCUCUCUUGUUCAUCAAAGUAGUAGUUCCCCAUUCUUCA